Molecule: messenger RNA, 6800 nt
Organism: Xyrichtys novacula (pearly razorfish)
Lineage: Eukaryota; Metazoa; Chordata; Actinopteri; Labriformes; Labridae
Source: the annotation of a GenBank genome assembly
GCCCCUCCUCCGGUAGCUCUUAGCUCAAAAACAAGUGAACCGAGGAGCGGCUGAGGGAGAAUGGCAGAGAGGGAGAGGCGGAGGGCUCGAGGUGGUCUCCGCUGAUGCUGCUGCUUGGAUUCGUGUCGGCUAAAGUUAGACUAAAGGUAAACGCACCGCUCACAGUUAGAAAUAAUGGUUAAAUGUCUCACCUUGCUGCUCGGUAUCGGAGAACCAAGAGGAAAUUAGUAUUAAUGUAUGCUCACGUGCUAAAAAAAAAUGUAAGGCGCGCGUGAAAUAAACUUUUCGCUUUUACAGAUUGUAUAGUUCUAAAAGGCAAAUGAUGUAAGAUUACUUAUAUGAACGAGAAAACAUCUGUAUUUGCUCAAUGAUUAAAAACGACCAAUUAAUAAACGUAACUACAACUUGACAUUAUUUAAAUACAGGCAAUGAAAAUAGAAAUGGGAAGAAAUUAACCAAUGAAACCAAUGGGAAACAUAGUAUUAUGACUGUGUGUGUCUUAAUAGCAAUGUGUUAAAUCACUUUCAAGUUUCCUGCAUGUCUGGAGUACUCCUGAAUCCAUUUAUAUACAUUUCUUAUUGUAUCAUACAGUGGUUAAAAAGGCUGGUUUAACUGCAGCAUAUGUAUGUGAUUUCAUUAAUCUAAGAUAUCUUGUUUUUCUGGCCACAAUGGCACUGAAAUUAAAUACAUUUUUGUCAGAACUCCGGAAAACAGGUUCUUUAUAUAGUUAUAUGUUCCUCUUUCUGGAUAUAAAAAGCCAGGAAAAAAAGCCUGUUGAUACUGACAGGCUGUGUAGAUUCUUCCUUUUUUGGGGGGCCUGUUUUUAGGGGGUUGGCCCAAAGACGUUUUUAUGAAUGCCCUGUUGCCAUAACAUAAGAGUCCAAUAUGCCAUGAUGAUAGGCUGUUAACCUAUAUGAAUAGCUUUUCUGUCAGGGCCCUAAUCUCUCUCUCUCUGCCUCAUAAUGCUCUAGUUGUCUGCAUGUACUUAAGCCAUCUCUGUGGUUUUAAAUGUGCCACCGUGAAAUAAAACUAUAUAGGCCAGAGGUGAGUAAUACAGAUCAGACAGAUACUCUAAAGCCUGUCUGCAGUUGUUUGUUAUGCAGACACUCAUAUUGCAGAUAGAAAGGCCAGGCUUCAUAAGCCAGACCAGGUUUUGGCAUCUGAUAUUCCUACACCACAGAAUAAAAUCUGUUGGUGUGGCUACCCUAAAGUCUGCUGCCUUAAACCAGAGGAAUGUGCUGUUGAUGCUCAAUGAGUUAGAUGCAAGUUCGGAAAUUUGGAUCAUACAGAGAAUUUUUUUUCUUCACCAAAAUUUAAUUUUUUUGUUGUUGUUGCAGUAUUUGCCAAAAAAAAUAUCUUCUUAUCAAGCAGCCAACAAAAGGUUGGUUUGAGGUAACGGAUUAUUUAACUCUUCUUUUUAUACAAGUAGUCAUGCCCUGCUUAUUCAUUUUAUGUUAUCAUGAACACAUUUUCCCAUCUUCCUUAAUCUCUUGGCUCUGCAUUUCCUCUUUUUUUUUAAAAUGAAACCACUUCCUUUCUGUUCAUACAAGGUCUUUACAAACUCUUUAAAAAUGCAUAGGGCAUGGAUUUUUUUCUCCCCCCUUUGUAUUGGUUUACUGUAACAAUGUGGUCCCAGGAGACACACAUGUUCCUUUCAAGAAUAAGUAGAGGAUCUAUUGCCCCGUCUCUGUAAGUCAGCUAUACUGUGUAGAGAGAGAGCAAGAGCAGAGGUCUGUUUUAUAAACCUUGUAGAGCAGUCAAACCUAUCAUUAGAUACAAGGGCAAUGACUUCACUGCUGGCCUGCUGUGCCUAUUAUGGACCAACUGAGCUCGAACCACUUACUUAGUACAGGAAGACUUUAUAAGAGGAUGCUGGGCAGAAGGUCUGCUUUAGCUGCUGAUGUGUUCAGUGUUUGCUUUACCAUUUAGGAGGCUGCCUAGAGUACAGACUUUGUGCAGUUCAUUUGCUAAAUGUUUUGUACAUGUCUCGAUGUGGCUCUCGAUGUUAAUGUUCUGUAUCUCAAUAUUAAUGAUGUUGAAAAUUGAUAUUGAAAACGUGGUAUUGUGCUGCUGUAAAAGAGCAAAUCUUUCAAGCAAUCAUUAACACCGCAUCUUAAAUGUAAUAAGCCCUGAGGAUGGGAGGUGGGAAAUUGCUGAUUCAUUUACACCUCUGUGUUGUCGUCGUCGUUGUCACUAUGGAAACAAUUUGUUCCUGUUAAAUGAAAAUCCUGAAUGUGUGUUCCCUUAGUGUGCUGAUCCUUUGUUAGUUGAUUGGUGGAGGUUGAAUUUUAAAUUGAAUCUGGUUUACAGGCUGAAGGAGAUAGUUCCUUUACUGUGGUUCAUUUAACAUUCAGUCUUUCUGAGAUAUAAUCUAUCCUUUCAUUCAGCCAAGUCUUUCAUGUCAAAGUUGAUGCACAGCCACACUGUCACAUGUCAACUUCAGUUUGAUCUCUUGUCAAUUGCUGACAACAGAUGGCUGCCAGUGGUCAGUGAAUCCAUCACAACUUUCUUUUCUCUCCACCACAGUUAUACCCAACCUCAAAGACAUCAGUGGAUUGAUAAAAAUCCUCUGGGAUCCACUUUCUUAAAAGAAGCCUACAACAUAGGUAACAACAAAUGAGGCCACAAACAGGGAACAGAUACCUAUUUUUAUUUUGACACAUCUUUUGUACCAAGCGGACUAAAUGGAUGCGUUCAAAGCUCCUCAGAUAACAGUGGACAGAGCUUGUGUCCUGGAGGAAGCAGAAUGUGGAGCAGACAUGGACCUGCCUGCAGAUGACCAUCUUAUGAACUUGAAGGCCUUGACUGAGAAAUUAAGACUGGAGACCAGGAGGCCGUCUUACCUGGAGUGGAAAGCCCGUCUGGAGGAAGAGAGCUUCAAAGAGCCAGGAAAUGGAAAAGGCUUAAGCCAAGUUGAAUCCAAAGAGAAAGUGGUCACAUCUAAAGAGAGAGCAGUGGACUCUGAUGUGAUUCAGUGCAAGCUGCCUUCGGGUGUGAAGAUGGGAUUUGGAAACAUGGAUGAAGCUCUCACUUGGCUGAGAAGAGAACUGGUAAGAUAAAGUUUAAUGUUUUCAUCUAUUUUUGAGUAUGAAGAAGUUGUCUGGAAGUUUUGCAUCUUAGAUGUGGUUUAUUUUGCACCCACUGGGUGAACUCUAUUAAAAAACCUUAAUUUCAAGAUUUCAAGAUUUAAAUCCACACUUUUUAAUCUGAAGAGCUGUAUACUUUUACAGCCAAACGCUAUAUCUGACAUGAAGUUCCUGCUACUUAGCUAAUAAGAUUUUAACAAAGAACACAAUGUUGUCAAUUACUGGCCAGAGGAAUCCUAUUCACAUAAGUGAGUGAGAUUGAUUGGGGCUCUGCAAAUUGCAUCAGACGAUCACUUUCUGCAAGUGUAAUCAUUUUCACUGUGCCCAAUUGCUCUGCACAUUUGCUCACAGUUCACAGGCUACAAUUGAGCACGCAAAGAGAGGCUAUCAGAGGCAGAAUCAUACUCAUUGGACAGGAGAGUGGAUGUCUUUACACAGAUGUUAGUCUGUCUACAGUGAAUGAAAAAGGAUGAAAGUGAGGUAGGGUGAGAUGGGAAACUCUUGCUGUUGUAUCACUGUGAGUGUCUUAGAUUUACUUACACACAAAGAAGACUUGGCAGCAGUAGCAAGGAAGACAUACCUAAUAACCAGGGGUGGGAGAAAAAAUCUAUACAGCAUAGUAUCGCGAUAUUUUGUCUUGUGAUAUAUUGUAUCUUCUCAUUUACCAAGUAUCGAUUUUUCAAAUUAAUUGCUAAUAUGAAGUCAAAUAUAUGAUAAUUGAAAAAUAAAAUCAGCUGUUUGUCCAGUGAGAUUUACAGAGGCGACAUCAUAGAGCCGGAGAAAGUUUGGGCAACAAAUAUAUAAAAGGUUUGCAAGAUGUACGACAUGAAAGUAAAAUACAGUAUAAAUAAGACAAACAUAAAGGAAAGACAAAUGCUAAAUUAGCUAAGCAGUUGAAAAAAAUUGUAUGAAUUGCAAUAUAUUGUAUUGCAAUACUCACUGUAUUGCAAAAUGUUAAAAAGUAUCGUGACAAUAUUAUAUCGUGGGGCCACUAGUGAUUCCCACCCCUACUAAUAACAGGCAGAAACCUCAAACAGAACAAAGAUCUUUGGUGGAAAGCCAUCUGCCACUUCUCAUGGAGUCUUCAAAGUAGGAAUGAAGAAGUAACUUAAAAAGAUGAACUUUAAAAAAAUGCAACAAAUAACUCACUUGUGAAUAGAUAAGUAUUUGAUUUACAGUCAAAGUCAAACACUGGCAAUUUGAACAGGUGCAGAGAACAACAACAGCAACACCUAUGGCAGGUCCUUUUCCCUGUAACCUUUCAGUUGGCCUCCUCUUCUCAUCUAACCAGUCUUGUUACACUCUAGCCCAUACUUCGUCAUGGUUUGUGAAAGCUUUGUGUCUUUAUUUUGGUUGGCGUCUCUUCCACUUUAGUCUUGCUUUGUUUUAUCCUCUUACACUGUUUCUUUUUGUCUUCUAUUCCUGCCGGUGUCUGGUCAGCUAUCAACCGUGAAUCUAAAGUCUUGUUCUCUCAGAGAAAAUUGAUUGUCAUCUUAGAAAUAUUCUACAUGGUGUUCACAGAUGCAAUGAGGAAAUAACAUUUUCCCACACUGUCAAGAGAAAGAAGUGAAACCAUAAGCUGUGUAAAUAUGCCCAACCCCUUCUCAUGGCUAACGCACUUGCUCUUCAGAGUAAUAAACCAUUAUUCUGGGGUUUUCACUGAUUAGAAACAAGUAUUUUACACAGACAGGUGAUUAGUAAGAAAGCUGAAUAAUAAUGUUUUCCUAUUCUCUCCAUCAGACAGACAUGCGUCUGCAGGACCAGCAGCUGGCCAGGCAGCUCAUGCGUCUCCGCAACGACAUCAACAAGCUGAAGAUAGAGCAGACGUGCCACCUGCACCGCCGUAUGCUCAACGAUGCCACCUUUGGCCUGGAGGAGCGUGACGAGCUGUCAGAUCUGCUGUGCGAAUGUCCGGUCACCCCAGGGCUUGGCCUCUCUGCUCCGCUGAGACUCAUUGGUGUUACCAAGAUGAACAUUAACUCCCGUCGUUUCUCACUCUGUUAGUGUAAGUGAGGCACUUUAGACAGAAAUUACUGAAAAUGAAACAAAGUGAUUGAGUGACACAGAUUUGACUGAGUGUUUCAUUAAGAAAAUAUACAGUUUUAGUAACCCAUAGUGGCAGCUACAUUCAGAAACCUCUGUCUACAAGUCGAAGCUUGGGACCAGCUGACUUGAAACACUUAACAUGCAGCCUCUCAUGCUGCAAAAAACAGAAAAAAUGUGUUUUCUCCUCAACCUUUUAAGUCUUUUUAGCUACAGAAUUAACUUGUAUUUUAACAUAUACUUUCUAUGCUUUUUCCUACGCUAGACAAGAUUUAUCACGCUCAAAAUAAUAAUUGAAAUAAUGCUAUAUUUACUGCACACUGACCUCUGAACUGGAUUUUAACAUGAUGGUUUUGUGCUUUUAACAUAGACUGUAUAUAGAAUGGACUCCAUCUGCCUGAAGCCACUGUGAGAACAGCACCCUCUGGUGUUGAGCUGCAGUAUAGGUCAUAAAUCCCGCCUUCACCAGCAAUCAUUAUGGAGCUGUGGACAAAUUUUAGAAAUUUAUUACACAGAAUAUAAUUUUUUUUCCCCCCUGUUUGCGAUGUUGACAUGUAGUUAUUGUAAGACUGGUUUGUGCUCAAGUCCUCUUUUUUUUCUGUGCAGCUCUAUUUUUAAGAGUUAUUAGGGGGUUCAUGUUUUCUAUGAUUGACACUUGAUACAGCCUAUGGGCGUACGAAGAUUGCGUAGCUCACCUGGGAGAUACGCUGUUUGAGCCGAGUGACUCCCUGCGACUCUACCGUCGAAUGCGUACAAAGCUACUGCGCAUGUGGUGGAGUGCAUACAACGCAACUGCGCAAUUUUGGUUUUAGGAAGUGGAGAAAAAACCCAGAAAUAACAAGAGCAAUUUGGCUUCAAAUCCUUAUAAUGGCAGAAGGCGGAACCAAGUUGUCCAUAGUAUAUACAGUCUAUGGCUUUUAAUAAAUGUCUUAAUGUCAAUUCAGAUUUUAAUCUAUACUAGUUUUUAUGUGAUGCAUAUUUCAGUAAGAAAGGAGGGGUUUCAGUUUUGUAAACAUUGUUUUUGAAUAUAACUAUAACGAUCUACUCUUUGCUACGGCUGUAUAAGUUGGCUUCAAGGCUUGUUUUGCAGUUUCCCUUCACAAUUAAGGGUGUAUUCAGGUCUCGUUUGGAGCUUUGUCCAUUUUAUGCUCUACAUCCCGGUCUGAAAAUAACCAUUUAAGAUGACGUCUGAAUAAAACAACUGGCUGAGUUUUGUGGAUAAACACUGGAUUGUCCUUCUUUGAGAUUUCUGUAUGACCUGCAUGAGAAGACAAAUGGAGCUUGUUAGGAGCCUUUUUGUUUUGUCGGCAGAAAAGAUGAGAGUUUUAAUCAGAGGUUACUUUUCCUUGUCUCAUCACAGUGGUUCGUACAGUAAAGUACCUCAUAACAACCACAUAUAAAAGAAGGUCAAAUUUGUUUCUACCAGUACCGAACAGUUUGGCUUCAUUUACAGACAUAAAACUUUUGUUUUGUCUCAAUUUGCACAAUGAAUGGUGAAGCACAAGAAAAAAUAACUGAACAGUCAGCUUGCUCUUAUGUAAGCCUAUAAUAGACUGUACAAUAACUUCAACUAGUUUGGUACAAUGAAGUAUUUUGAAUAAGUCACUGUCAGUGCUAUAUGACUUCACAAAUGUACUGUAAAUAAAGAGUCUAUUAAAAUGUUUAAUGUGC